Messenger RNA from Girardinichthys multiradiatus, 3469 nucleotides. It is a transcript of the gene rab30, whose product is annotated as RAB30, member RAS oncogene family. Gene Ontology annotation, biological process: Rab protein signal transduction. Lineage: Eukaryota; Metazoa; Chordata; Actinopteri; Cyprinodontiformes; Goodeidae. Gene Ontology annotation, cellular component: trans-Golgi network. The record is from RefSeq and is a predicted model, not a curated record. The transcript has 5 exons. Gene Ontology annotation, molecular function: GTP binding; GTPase activity. Bases 163 to 774 code for a protein of 203 amino acids.
GACAGGCUGCUGCUGUUGCUACUGAACUGCCUUGGACACACAGCUCUCAGACGGGGGAAUUAUGCCCUGCCCAGCAGCGGCUGCUUUGCCUAUUUGAAGAGCCGAACCUAUGCAUACCAAGUAGUUUUAAGUCCGGGGAUAUCCCCGUGUUUAUUGGUUAUUAUGAGCAUGGAAGAUUAUGACUACCUGUUCAAGAUAGUUCUCAUAGGAAAUGCUGGAGUUGGAAAGACAUGUCUCGUCCGGCGCUUUACUCAGGGGCUUUUCCCACCUGGACAAGGGGCUACUAUUGGAGUGGAUUUUAUGAUUAAAACAGUGGAAAUCAAUGGGGAGAAGGUCAAGUUGCAGAUAUGGGAUACAGCUGGACAGGAGAGAUUUCGCUCCAUUACUCAGAGUUACUACCGUAGUGCCAAUGCCCUCAUUCUUACAUAUGACAUUACCUGUGAGGACUCCUUUAGGUGCCUUCCAGAGUGGCUGAAGGAGAUUGAGCAGUAUGCCAACAACCAAGUGGUGACUAUAUUAGUCGGUAAUAAAAUAGAUCUGGCAGACAAGAGAGAGGUUCUCAGGCAGAGGGCUGAAGACUUCGCUCAGGCUCAGAGCAUGCUGUAUCUGGAGACGUCGGCCAAAGAGUCCGACAACGUCGAGAAACUCUUCCUCGACCUGGCGUGUGAACUCAUCCGAGAAGCCAAGCAGAACAAGCUCGACAAUAAUGACACUGCCCCAAUGCCCGGCGAGGGUAAAACCAUCAGUUAUUUGAACUGCUGCAGCCUCAAUUAAAGGGAGCUCAGCUGCCUGGCUCGGAAACUCUGUAGCCAUUUCCUGUAGAGUGUAGAUGGCCGAGCCCCAAUGCCUCCGUCCUACUAAGAUGGCAUCAGGCCAACGCUUAGUUUGGUCAUGUUUUUUCCCAUGCCUUUUAUAAGCAGUACAAAGGAGCUAGUUGAUUUUAGUUUUUAAAGUGCUACCAUCAUUGACACCUGUUUCCUCACUGGAUCAGGAUGUACAGGUGCACGUCAAUAAAUUAGAAUAUAAUGAAAAAGUGAGAUUUUGAUCUGAAACAUUAUAUAAAUUCAUUGCACACAGAGUAAUGUAUUUCAAUAGUUUUUAUUUCUGAUUCUAUAUUUCUUGGGUCUUUCAUCUUCCUCUUGACAAUACUUCAUGAAUUCUCAAUAGGGUUUUGGACACGCCUGUUUCCCAAUCAAUAGUGAUACCAUGAUUGUUAAAACAGGUAUUGGUACUUUUGGAAGUGUGUGCAGGUGUCCAGUCCUGCUGGAAAAUGAAAUCAGCAUCUCCAUAAAGUUGGUCAGCAGAGGAAGGUGUGAAAUGCUCUAAAAUUCCCUGGUAGAAGGCUGCGUUGACUAUAAGUCAUUGACUGUGGAAACUUGACACCAGACCUCAAGCAACUUGGAUUCUGUGCUUCUCCACUCUUCCUUCACACUCUGGGAUUCUAAAUUCCAAAUGACAUGCAAAAUUAAAUUUCAUCUGAAAAGGCGACAGUCCUGAUGUGCUUUUCUCCUUAGCCCAGUUGGCAGCCUACAACUUCUGAAUCUACCCCAAACUCUUGAGUGGGUUUUCCUUUACAAUCCUCUAAAGGCUGAACGUGUCUUUGUUGCUUGUGCAAUUACUAUUCCUUCCACCAACUUUUCAAUAAUAUGCUUUUAAACAGCACUGUGAACAGCCAGCUUCUCCAGCAAUGCCUUUUGGUACCUUUCCCCCCUUUUGGAAGGUGGCCGUGUAUGUUUGCUUGAUAUCUGUCAAGUCAGUGGUCUUUCCCAGGAGUAACACGGAGAUGCCAUAACAUUACAUGUCUAAAUUAAAAAUAAAUUUUUUUCAUAAGUAGUAUUUUAAGGUUUUUUGAUUACCCAUUGGCUGUUGGCGAUAAUCAAAAUUGACAGAAUUCAAGGCUUGAAAUGUAUUACUCUGUGUGUAAUGAAUCUCUGUAAUUUAUGAGUUUUAUUUUUUAACUUGAUUACUGCUACAAGUAUUUUUUAUCAUUUCCUAAUUUCUUGAGAUGCAUUUAUGUUUGACUGAUAAUUCCUGUAAUCUGAGUAGGGCUUCAUUUUAUCCUUACAAUGUUGAAAGGACAAGACGUCCCAGUUUGGCCUUUAGGAUCCAUUUUUCAUCCAUCAUCAGUUUUCACCAGCAGUAUUAUGAGAGAAAAAUCUCUGCCAGGCAUAUUGUUAUGAAUCGGCUGACAAGUUUUGUGAUCAUUGGAGGUUAUUAGUUAUCAGUAACAUGUUUACAUACACUACAUUUCGGAGAUUAGUAAGGUUGAUCUAGUUGCAAAAAAAAACUUUGCACCUUUAUUUUCCCUCACACUUUGCUCUGAGAAUCACAUCACAUGAUAGCUUUGUCAUUUCUUAAUCGGUUUUUGCAUCUGUCAUUACAUACGGUGAAGCAUUUCUUUCCCAUUUGGACUUUUUACUUGCUGCUAGAACACAUUUUUAUGUCAUAAAAACCGAAACGCAUAUAAAACCUACAGUAUUGUGCGUUGCUAUUAAUAUUUGUUUAGUAUAUUGGCAGUUGUAGUGAUUGCUGAUUUAGUUUGAAGCAGUUGGAAAGCCUUCUGUCAGUGGAACUUAGAUUUUUCUUUAUUGGCUGUUUUCGCUAACAUACACAUGAAUAUUCCUGCAUUUGUGGGUGCUGGUCAUGAAAUAUUUUAAAGGGGUAUGUCCAUGUAGUUUUAUAUAACUUGUUGUAUUUCAUAUUAUGCUUUCUGUGAAUUUCUUUCGUUUUUCAGCAUGGUAGUCUCUAAAAUGAUGUUUUAUUCAUUUGACGUAACUGCAGGCUGCUGUAUUGCACAAUGCCAUAUACUGCACACUUAGUUUUUAAUUUUUUUUGAUUUAACAGUAACAUUUAGUGUUUUCGUGUACAGAUUUAUUACUGUAGUACAUCUUGGCACUUUUAUGGUUUUGUACUUUUUUUUUUUUCUUCAUUUGCUAGAAGUGCCAGAAUUAUGUAAUUCCUUGUACUUUGGGUUUAAGAGGAGAGACUUGUGGUUAAUACUUAACAUCUUCCCAUCAAAUUUAAUGGGAUUUGCAACUAAACAGCUAUUUCAAUUCUUGUGCUUUUUUCUCUUAUGUAUAAAAAUAAUCCCUAAACUAGUGUGUAUAACAAUAAACAGCUACACUAAUUAUUGCAUGUUUGCCCUGUGUUAUUUAGCUAUUAAUGAGGCCAGAUUUUUGUAUAGUUUCCUGUACUUUCACUAAAAAAACAAGACAUAAUUAUGAAAAUGCUAAAGUUGGAGAUAGUAAAAUCUAGAGCACAGGCAGGACAAACAAAAUUUAAUCAAACAAGCAAUCUAUUUAUUCAUCAAUCCAUCAAAUGUUCAUUCAGUCUGUUCAUCCAUUCAUUUGUCCAGACAUUUGUAUGUUCAUCCAGCUAUUCAGAUCCACCCGUAUUUCUGUCUUUCCAUCAAUCUGUUCAUUUUUUAUUCAUCCAUGUGUCUAGCCAUUCAUUAAACUGUUUCGUCAUA